AUGAAGUUCCUCUCUCUUAUCGCCCUCUUCUCUGCCGCAGCCUUGGCCGCCAAGUAUGAACCGGGGACUCCUUGCCACACGAACGAUGAAUGCAACAAGAACUGUAUUGCUGCGAGAUGGACCAUCACCCAUGACGACGGCGAUUACUAUCUGGCAUGCGACACCAAGACAAUGAACCCAACGUACGGUUACCGAGGAACGUGCGAUUCGCUACCUCCUGGUUCGGGUCACCCAAAGCAUUUCGGCGCCCYGAAAUCAGGCCCUUUCCCCGAUGCAAAGAAGACCGAAGAAGCCUGCACGGCAGUUGGUGGCAAAAACUGCCGCGGUGGUUGUGUUGUAACCGCCAAAAGAUCCAGCGACGGCGAUACUCGUGCAUCGUGGGACCAGGCGUGCAAAACUACAAACAGCCCCAGUAGGACUUUAAAACAAUACGCAAACGAGGUUGAAGCGAACGUGAACGCUUUAUGCGAGGAGGCGUCGAACCCCACUAUGUAG
Messenger RNA from Ramularia collo-cygni, 495 nucleotides. RefSeq lists its product as uncharacterized. The record is from RefSeq and is a predicted model, not a curated record. NCBI's taxonomy places the organism in Eukaryota, Fungi, Ascomycota, Dothideomycetes, Mycosphaerellales, Mycosphaerellaceae. The coding region runs from base 1 to 495 and encodes 164 amino acids. The transcript has a single exon.